This is a messenger RNA of Phalaenopsis equestris, 2141 nucleotides long. Its product is annotated as probable E3 ubiquitin-protein ligase LUL2. The transcript is spliced from 3 exons. The record is from RefSeq and is a predicted model, not a curated record. Bases 790 to 1983 code for a protein of 397 amino acids. NCBI's taxonomy places the organism in Eukaryota, Viridiplantae, Streptophyta, Magnoliopsida, Asparagales, Orchidaceae. Gene Ontology annotation, molecular function: ubiquitin protein ligase activity. Gene Ontology annotation, biological process: protein ubiquitination.
UAAUCCUCCAUACAAUUAAAUUUGAACAAAAAAAAACCUCAUUUAAAGAGAUAAGAUGGACGCUUUUUGGAUAACUUGAAGAAGAUUAUCAUAAAAUGAUCGUUUGCCUAACACAUAUCCAACAAGCGCAGGCUGCCACUAUUUGGAAUAACUUCUUGGAAUAACUUAAAGAGACUUUCUCCUUACCACAAGAAAUAAAAGAAUGGUUAAAGUUCAUAGGGUUAAGCAAGUGGGAAGAUAUAAGACAUUUCCAAUUUAAAGAAAGCCCAAGACCAAGAAUAGAAGAAGAUUUAGCAAAUGGAAGAGAAGGGAAUGAAAGAGCUUUCAUAAUACACAAAAAUUGGAGGCUUCUAAACAUAGCAAGAAGCAAAAGAAUGGGAUCAAAAGGAUAAAAAAAAGACUAAGCUUUUAGGGAAUAAACAAAGAGGAACACAAAAACCCUUACAUCCUAUUAAAUUCAUUUGAAAAUUGCACCACAAGUCUUUCAAAACCACUAGCCGUUAUAAAAAUCCCUCCACGGAUUAGUGCGCCCUUAUUUGUGGACCUCUACGCAGCAUUCCAUUAUCCCACACAAGGUAACUUUCGUUUUCAUGGCGCAUUUUACAUUCUUUUCUUUUCCUGGAAUUAUUAAUUGCCUGGUAGGCCGGAUUCGAUCUUCGCACCCAAUAUUCUCAAACCCGAUUGCUCAAAUUUUCUUACCUCCCAACGGAAUCCCUUUUGAUUUCAUGAUCCCUGCAACCUAACCCGCACUCUCCACGGCGGCGACAGAGGGCAAAGAGAGCGCCGGCGAUGGGUAACAUGGCAAGCGGCAGCGGCGGCAGCGGCGGCGGAGGAAAUGGUCGCCGGAGAAACCAGAGCCGUAACCCUAACACCUCUUCCAUCCUCCCACCACCUCAGCAGCCGCUCGAGGUCCCGCCCAGUAAUCGUUAUAUUUUUGCUGCGACUAUUCCGUACGCUCAAUAUCCGAACCCUGGCCCUCCACAGUACUACCAUUACGUUGGUUAUUACCCUCCACCUCCAACGCCGUACGCCCAUUCUGUUGUCCAGCUGCCGGCGCCAUUGGACCAUCACCACCGAGGCGGUGGCGAUCAAGCCGGUUAUCAACAGGGAUGGAGGAAUCGCUACAGUUCGGUGCCGUCACCGCGGGCUCCUGUGGUGGAGCACCAGAAAGCGGUGACGAUAAGGAAUGAUGUUAAUCUCAAGAAGGAGACGCUGGUGAUUGAGGAAGAUGAAGAAAAUCCUGGCAGGUAUCUUGUGGCCUUCAGGUUUGAUGCUACUGCGGCGGGCAGCAUUACAGUUCUCUUCUUCGCCCAAGAAGGUUUUGAAUGCAAACUCACCCCGACAAAGGAGACCUUUCUUCCUCCAGUGACGGUUUCAUUCAAAAAUGGCCUUGGCCAGCAAUUCAAACAGCCACCCGGAACCGGAAUCGACAUCUCCAUGUUCAAGGAAUUCGAACUGAUUAAAGAAGGAGAAACAGAGAUAUACCCUCUGGCAAUCAGAGCAGAAGCAUCUCCAGUUGACCAAGAAGGAUCUGCAGAGAACAACAAUAUGGUAGCUCCAAACUCUCAGAUAACCCAAGCUGUGUUUGAGAAGAAGGAAAAUGGCGAAUACCGAGUCCGCGUGGUGAAGCAGAUCUUGUGGCUGAAUGGAACCAGAUAUGAGCUUCAGGAAAUCUAUGGUGUAGGGAAUUUUGAUGGGAAUGAUCCAGGAAAAGAAUGUGUUGUUUGUCUUUCAGAACUUAGAGACACUGCUGUGCUCCCAUGCAGGCAUAUGUGCUUGUGCCGUGAAUGUGCAGAGGUUCUAAGGUACCGGACGAAUAGAUGUCCGGUGUGCAGGCAGCCCGUCGAUCGCUUGUUGGAGAUGAAGGUGAACAAUGGAGGUGAAGAUGAUCUGUUGUCGCCUUGUUGUCAGGCAGGAAAGAAGAGAGGAGGAACAACUUCAGCAAUGGCAGAACCGGAACUUCAGAAUAGAGUGGCAAAGUAAGAAGAUUAAGGGCAAAAUUUUCAGUAUAUUAUAUGAUAUUAAUGAGUUUAUAAUGAUGAAAGGUUAGUUCCACUGAUAAAAUCUGAUUAAGUUAUGUCUAGUUAGUAUAAUCAAAAGCUGAUUUUGAUGAAUUUUAAACUUGUGGAAUUUAUUUUGGG